Messenger RNA from Wyeomyia smithii (pitcher-plant mosquito), 3059 nucleotides. It is a transcript of the gene Saf-B, whose product is annotated as SAFB-like transcription modulator. Gene Ontology annotation, biological process: regulation of mRNA processing; regulation of transcription by RNA polymerase II. The record is from RefSeq and is a predicted model, not a curated record. The coding region runs from base 148 to 2649 and encodes 833 amino acids. The transcript has 8 exons. Gene Ontology annotation, molecular function: RNA binding; sequence-specific DNA binding. Gene Ontology annotation, cellular component: nucleus. Lineage: Eukaryota; Metazoa; Arthropoda; Insecta; Diptera; Culicidae.
UUUCACAGUAAUCGCUCGACUUGGCUGGUUGUGUUGCCGGUUUGUUCCAUAUAUCGCUUCCAUCUGUCGCAGUGAAGCAUUGGCAGAAAAGUUGCAAAGUGAAAAAGAAAAGUCUAAAAUCUGCCCCGCAAAAGUACAGCCCCGGUUAUGGCGGAUGUAGUGGAGAAGCGAAAACUCGCCGAGUUGCGUGUGGUUGAUUUGAAACAAGAGCUAGAGAAACGAGGAAAAGAUGGAAAUGGAGUGAAAAAUGUGUUGCUAGAGCGGUUGACUCAGGCUUUAAAAGACGAAAAGAAAAAUCCGGAAACCUACGAGUUUGAGAUCGUUGCAGCGGGAAAAACUCCUGCCAAGAAGGGUAAGCCCGGUUCUGGAAACACCAAAGGCGAGAACGAUGCGGAGUCUACAGCUAACGCAGAUGAUGCAAAUGGUGAAGGUGGAGCCGAUCUGAACCUCGAUGAGAUGACAGUGCAGGACGAGUGUAAAGAUGGGGAAACCAAGCAGGAAGCCAAAGAAAAUGGCAACCCAGAUGCGGAUAAGGGAGAGAAGGCUAAAACUGAUGGGGAAAACAAAUCCGCCACCAAUGCGACGGAUGCUGAUAAGGGUGGAAAAGACGAAACCAAGGAAGCAGACAAUGAGGAUUCGCUCAAUUUGACUAUCGGCGAAGAGGAUGAAAAAUUGCUGCAUGAUGACAGCAAUAUUGAAAACGAUAAGAAAGGUAAUGAAGCUGGAAAAGCUGCAACAGCGGAAUCCAAGUCUGUCGCAAAAUCUGAUGAGGACAAAAAGGCGGAUAAAAAUGAAACCUCCAGUGAUAAAACGGCCGCAUCCAAAGAGGAAAAAGAGAGUGGAAGCAGCAAAACGUCUAGCUCUGCAAAGUCAGCAGGCGAUUCCAAGUCCAAUUCGUCGCCGAGCUCAAACGAAAAAUCGUCCGGCUCACCUUCGACGGUUUCUCGUAACCUUUGGGUGUCGGGAUUAUCCUCGCUAACGCGGGCAACCGAUCUGAAGCUGAUUUUCUCCAAGUAUGGUAAAGUGAUCGGUGCGAAGGUAGUAACAAACACCCGGACGCCUGGAACUCGCUGCUAUGGUUACGUGACGAUGGCUUCGGCGAAGGACGCCACUGAGUGUAUCACCCAUUUGCACCGUACCGAACUACACGGCCGCAUGAUCUCGGUUGAGCGGGCCAAAUCUGACCUAGGACCAUCCAAACCAGCCGCCGCCAGUACCAGUGGUGGUAAGUCGGAGUCGUCUGCAAAAUCAGUAGAUGGUGGCGAUAACGAGUGCAAAGACAUAAGUGACGAUAGAAGGCGAGAUGACCGCAGGAGAGAUGAUAGGCGCUACUAUCGAAGUCGGUCUCAGUAUCGAGGCAGAUCACCAACGAGGACAAGAUCACCAAUACGUGGCAGAUCGCAGGUACGCAGUAGAAGCAGUCCUCCGAGAGAUGAUAAGGCGAAAGACGACAAAAGAGAAAACAGCAACCACAAGGACGAAAAGGACACUGAGGGCGCUAAGAAGGAUGAUGAACGCAAUUCGCGGGACCGCCAUAGCCGAGAAGCUGAUCGUCGUGAUGGUAACCGAAGUCGCGAUCGGGAGCGUGAGGUGCUGUCGUUGCAGAAGAUUCGCGAAGAGCGCGAAAGGCAAAGGCUUCGAGAGAAGGAACGCCAACUGCGCGAAGAGGAUCGUCGUCGCCGGGAGAUCCGUGCUCGCCAGCGUGAGGAGGAGCAACUGCUGCGCCGUGAGCGGGAAAAACUCGCAUUGGAGCGGGCCCGCAUAGAAAAGGAGAAAGCCGACUUGCUGCGCAUUGAACGCGAACGCCAGAAGCUGGAACGGGAGAAGAUCGAACUCGAGCGACUGGAACUGAAACGUCAGCAAAGGAAGAUUGAGGAGGCGAAACGGAACCUGAAGCGCCCGUCAACGGAUCAUACGCACUACGAUGAUGAUCGUAAACGCUCGGUAGGAUCAGAUAGACGUUUCGAAGCGCCCCCUCCUCCUUCGAUCUCAUCCUCAGGUCGUGGAGCCUAUGUUCCGGUGGAGAAAAAACGUCUGGACGACUAUCCGCCAUCCAAACGGGAUGAGUAUCCUGCUAAACGGGAUGAUUACAAAUCGCGUGACGAUUAUAAGCGCCCCUCGGUUGACGAUUAUCGCCGGGGUGGAGACGGAUUCAAGCGGAAUGGCGGGGUUAUUGAUGAUUACAAACGGGACCUGGAUCGACCCAUGCAGACCAUUGACAGUCGUUAUCCGGAUACUCGCUCCAGCGGCGCCGGAGGCGGUGAUUAUCGCGGCAAUGGCGGUCCCCGCGAUGACCGCGAUCGCAGUGGCCCAGUACCAAAGUCACGCUAUAUAGAUCCGGUUGAAAGCCGCUAUCAGGAUCGCUCCAGUGGUGGUAGCGGGGGUGGUAGUGGUGGACCAUGGCACAAUAAUGCCGGACCUCCGCAAAUGAGCAUGGCACCGACAAUGGCGAACGAUGGCUGGCGGAUGGAUAAUGGUCAGGAUCGUUACGAUCGCACAUACAACGAGAGGAAAGCCCCGCAAUUGAAUGCUGGACCUUUUAUGGAUCCCUCGAGGCAAAGUCAGUUUAUGAGUGGUGGUGGCGGUCGACCGCAGGAUAGAUACGGUGCACCUGUUUCUUCCGGACGCUUUGACAAUGGUCGUUAUUAAUAAGUGAAGUUAGAUACACCAUGCUAUGCAGUGUAUUUUGCUAUCAUUCCCUGCGUGGAGAAAAAGUAUGCGUAGGAUAAGUGAUAGCGAUAGCGUUUCCAAAAUGAACGCUAUUGCUGCACUGUUAGUAGCUUUAGCCACUGUCUUAAGUAAUAAAUAAUUAAGAUCGAUGAGAAGAGAACGGCUAUAACAUGUAAACGGUAAACAGACAUAAAAACGUUGAUUUUAGUCAUUAAACCAUCUUUACUAAUUAAUCUAGUAGCGGUAACCUAUCGUUUCUCGGCUACCAUUGAUGUGUGGUUGUUUGAUGUAAACUGUGUCAUUUUCCUGUAAUGAUAACGAUUUAGGCUAAGGCACAACAAAUGAAGUCAAUAAACUGAUUGAAAUAAUAAUGCAGUAAGGUACUUAAA